This is a messenger RNA of Aureobasidium musti, 1176 nucleotides long. Lineage: Eukaryota; Fungi; Ascomycota; Dothideomycetes; Dothideales; Saccotheciaceae. The record is from the annotation of a GenBank genome assembly.
AUGGCCCAAGAACAUCUACUCCCACCGCCUUCGCCUCUUCCUCAAUUUCGCCGCACGCCGACGUUUCGCAACACAAAGACCUUCUGGAUUCCGCUAAUCACCAUCGUCGUUUUUCUGUCCGUUUUCUUCACCCCUCUUCCGCGUACGUACGACGAACACCGCGAUGCCGUCAUUCAGUCCAUCACAGACACAGCCAAGGAUGUUUUGCCUCCGGCACUGUCGCACGAAAACUGGCACCCUACAGAGCUCGACCAGGUGAAGGCCAAGUACGCCUUCGCGACAUUCCUCGCUGGAGACGCCAAUCAAGACGAGAACUGGGANAAAGACCACUACUUUGUUGCUACGCGCAUCCUCGCAUAUCAAUUGUUGCAUGCGCCAGAGACGUCAUCUCGCGACAAGUCCAUUCCCUUCGUUGUCUUGGUCACCGAGAACGUGUCGGAAGCAAAGAGACAGAGACUGCGCAAGGAUGGAGCGGUCGUGGUUCUGGCAGACUUUAUCAAGGCCGACUGGGUCAAGACCGAAACAAGCACGUGGCAAGACGUCGCGACCAAGCUGCGCUUGUGGGAGUUGACACAAUUCGAGCGCAUCUGCUUCCUGGAUGGCGAUACAGUUCUGGUCGAGCCUCUUGACGGCAUCUUUGCUGAUCCCGCCGUCGAGACUCAUGCAACUCUGACACAGCCUGCUGCUACAAAGUCGGAUGAGGGAGCUUUGCCUCUCGACUACAACUUUGCUGGCGUGCCUGAGAUGAACCGUGACCAUGGCUAUCCUCCCACCGAGGAACACCACGACUUCNNCCCCAACAUUGGCUACCUUAACGCUGGUUUCUUCGUUUUCAAGCCUUCGCGCGAAGUCUUUGACUACUACAUGUCACUACUCAAGCUAGACAACCGCUUCGACCCUCAGUUCCCUGAGCAAAACCUGUUGAACUACGCGCACCGCAAGAAUGGCAACAUGCCUUGGACCCAGCUCGGCAACGAAUGGAACAUCCACUAUCCCAAGGUUGAUGAUCUUCUUGGCGGAGUUAAGAGUCUGCACGACAAGUGGUGGUCGCCCGAGGUCCAGGACCUCAAGCCGUAUAUGGAGAGUUGGCGCUGGAGGAUGGAGGGCCAUUACGAGGCCAGAGACCAGCUGCUCACAAAGGACUACGAAAAGCAUGGUCUUCAGCAAGAGUCAUAA